AUCAGUGUGGGGUUUUGUGCAUCUCCGGUGGGAGGCAACGCACGAUUUUUUUUUUUUGGGGGGGGGGGGGGGAGGCGAGCAAGAUGGGCUUGUAAGGGGGAGUUCUGAUGCAGUUGACCCCACACCCCAUGCAAAAACUGGGGAAAGGAAGACCCUACCUGUCCUUUCCUAGGAUGGGAUGUUAGCAAAAACAUCCCCAUAGAAGCCAGGAUGGUGCAUAGCAGGUUGCCAGGAUGGUGCUACCUGGCGGGGAAGGCGUUAUCAAGGAGCAAUCGUGGUUUGCUGAAGGGGAAGAAGAGUCCCCACAAAGUGGCCUUGUUCACAAGUCAGGCAAACCUGGGUCCUACAGAAAAGGACCCAAAGACUAAUAAGCUUCUCAAGGAGUGGACCUUGGUUGUCACUCCUUUUGGUCUGCUGAAGGCGCGUCUCCCUUGCCACAUUACAGUGGGGCCCCUGGACCCCCAUAAGUACCCCGAUUCUGACAAGGUAUUUGUUGCCCUUAAGGGCAGGGAUUCCAAUCCUGACCCUGCCUCUGGUCUGCUUGUGAAUUACGAUGAAGCCCGGAAGGAGGUGAAGAUUAUCUCUGAUGGUGUGGACGGCACAGCUUCCCUGGAUGUGAGGACCCCUGUAAAUUUUGAUUUGGAUAUCAAAACAACCAGAAAUGGCUCUGUGAAGAUUGAACAAAUGCAAUGUGCUAACUGCAAAGUAGAAACAGAGAAAGGAGCGAGUGUAUUGAAGUCAAUAAAGAGUCAUAAAAUUGAUCUCCGAGCAAAAGGAGGGGACGUUACCUGUUUGGGAACUCUUCAAGGAAAUACUGAUAUUCUUGUGUCACAAGAAAGUAAUGUGAACAUUGAAAAACUCCAAGGAUCAUCCAUUAACAUUACAAGUGAAAAUGGUUUGCUCAAAGCUAAAUAUUUGUAUGCCGAGUCCUCGUUUCUGACUUCAGUGGCUGGCGACAUCUUACUGGGGAACGUCCAUGGUGAUAUUACCUUGGAGACCAAAACAGGGAGCAUCACAGUUGGUUCCAUUAACCUCAAGGUACCUGCAACUCUUCAAACUUCUCUGAAAUUGUCUGGAAGGAAGGUGGAAAUCAGUCCAGAAAUCCAAUUGCAGGAGAUCCAGACUGUCUCGAGUGAAGAUCGUGUUGCAGUGACGGGCCACAUGGAUCAAAAGGAUGCAAAAGGAAGACAUAUUAAAGCGGAGACACAGUAUGGCACCAUCAAUCUCAAAUGUCAAAGCUGGUUCCAAUCUUUGAAAUUGAAGAUUCCUUGACAAUACUUACUUUAUAAAUAAA
Molecule: messenger RNA, 1294 nt
Organism: Notechis scutatus (mainland tiger snake)
Lineage: Eukaryota; Metazoa; Chordata; Lepidosauria; Squamata; Elapidae
Gene: FAM185A
Product: family with sequence similarity 185 member A
Source: RefSeq, a predicted model, not a curated record